UUGCACGAACGAUAUUGAAAAGAAUGAAGUACAUUGACAUUGUACCACCAGUUCCAUAAUAAUAAACAAAACAUGGAGAAUUUUUCAGACGCAACACAUCGCUGUGAAGACGAAAAGAACGAAGAUUUCAAAGCCGUGGAGCCAAAUACCAGCACACAUGCAAGUAUAUUUCUUCAGAGUUUGUACAAAAUAUACAAAGAGAAACAGUUGUGUGACGUUACCCUUGUUGUAGACAUGAACGAAAUAGAAACACAUCGGGUUGUUUUGGCUGCUAACAGCGCGUAUUUUUACACAAUGUUUACGGGGGAUUUACUAGAGAGUACUGCAAGAAAAGUUGUAUUGAAGGAAGUUGAUUUUGCGGCUUUGAAAUUGCUAGUUGAUUAUUGUUACACGUCUGUUAUUGAUUUCAAUACUUCUAAUGUCGAGAGUUUGUUAAAGACAGCACAUUUGUUACAGUUCAGUAAUAUAGUUAAAGGAUGUUGUGCGUAUAUGAGUUCACAGCUUCAUCCAACAAACUGUCUGGGUAUCAGCAGCUUCGCCGAGCUGCACGGAUGCACCAGCCUUCGGGAUUCCGCACUGACUUUUGCGACAAAGCACUUUUGCCAAGUGGCCAAAACCGAUGAGUUUAAGUUGGCAACAUUGGAUCAAAUUUGUCAGUUGCUCUCGAGCGAUACUCUGAAUGUCCCAUCAGAAAAGGAUGCCUUCGAUAUUGCAAUGUCAUGGAUUAAACAUGAUACAGAGAAUCGCAGGAAUUUUUUGUCGCAAAUGUUGGCUCACAUCAGGUUGGAACUACUUCCCCCAAAAGUACUUGUUGACUGCAUUGAACAAGAUGAGCUCAUUGCUGUGGACAGUUUCUGUUUGCAAGCUGUCAGCCAGGCAAAGAAUUCACAUUUGUUGCCGGAAAGGAAGGAACAGAGCGGCAAGAAGAAACAUAGGAUUAGAAGUUCCGAAGAAAACUUGUACAUAAUUGGCGGGGAAAUACACAACUAUGUAUUUAACACGCUGGAAUGCUACGAUUUUAAGAGCGAUGUUUGGUCUUCACAUGCCUGCCUUAAUAAACCUAGAGAUGGUCUUGGGGCAACCACAUACAGUGGUCUCAUUUUUGCAGCUGGAGGUUGUGACGGCGAAGUGGCGUUGAACACUAUGGAAUGUUACAAUCCAAGCCAAGAUUCCUGGAAUUUUGUUAAACCGAUGUCUCUCAAUCGCCACGCCUUUUCCCUGGUCGAAAUGGGCGGGUGGUUAUACUCGGUCGGGGGGAGCGAUUUCUUUCGCACGGAAUACGAUAACGUUGAACGUUAUGAUCCAGUGAGGGAUUCGUGGUGUGACGUCAUGCCGAUGAUUACGAAACGUGAGGGUCUCCAGGCUGUUUCAAUCGAUGGCUUGUUAUUCGCCAUCGGCGGCGACAACGGCAUCUCGAUUUUGAACACGGUGGAGCAAUACGACCCCAGGAUAGGGUACUGGACCGUGUGCGAAUCCAUGACUUACCGACGGCGGUACUUCGCGGCAGCGGCAUUGCGUAAUCAGAUCGUUGUACUUGGUGGCAGUGAUUGCGACGAGGAUCAUAAUUCGGUCGAGACGUAUGACAUGCGCAUGAACCGCUGGCUUGCAUUACCGCCGCUGCUCGUGCGUCGGGAGAGCCCGGUGGCGGCCGUUGUCGAAGAUAGACUGUUUGCAAUUGGGGGGGCGUUCAUGAACGUAGAAACGGAUAGUAUUGAUGCUUACAGUGUUGUUGAUAAUAAAUGGGAGGCUUUUACCCCCCUGCCAAGGGCAAUGGAGGGCAUGGCUUCUGCGGUGUUGUGAGAGAAGAGUUGUGUUUUGACGAAAAUGAGAAUACUAAAAAUUUUCUCGUUGAGUUGACCUCAGAAUUAGCAUAGUAGCUUGUUGUGGUAAAAUAUCUUGAGUCUAUA
This is a messenger RNA of Dendronephthya gigantea, 1907 nucleotides long. Its product is annotated as kelch-like protein 5. The record is from RefSeq and is a predicted model, not a curated record. The coding region runs from base 73 to 1800 and encodes 575 amino acids. Lineage: Eukaryota; Metazoa; Cnidaria; Anthozoa; Malacalcyonacea; Nephtheidae. The transcript has 4 exons. Gene Ontology annotation, molecular function: protein binding.